AUGCCACCAGCGUCUAGCGAUGUCAGACCGACGGCCCAAGUGGCCCGAGCUGGCGACGGCGGAAUUCCCGAGUCGCGGCCCGACGUUUUGCAUUUGUUGGCUGCCAGCUCCUCCACCACUGCCGUAGAUGCUGCUAGAUCAUUAUUAGGUUUUUUUUUUGUUUUUUCCUUGUUUGAAAAUUGUUUCUACACUACCUUGAAUAAAUUAGAAUUAUUCGGGUUUUGAAAAGAAAAAUAAAAAAAAAUAACUUCGAACUUCGUUGUCGCAAUGAAAAAACCAUCAAGAGAACUAGUAAUUUUGAGUUUUCUGGAAUUAAGUAAAGCGAGUUAUAAGGAAAGGAGAAGAACGCUUUUUUUGACAUUAUGAUCUUUUUUGCAGCCCGCGGAGCGAAUCCACGCGCGGCAGAAGCCGACGGACUGACGCCUCUUCACGUGGCGUGCGCCUGGGACAACUUGGCCAUGUGCCAGUUGCUGCUCCAUUUCGGCGCCGAGCCUCUCGUUCAGGACGCCCAUGGACGGACGCCCAUGUCCAUGGCCGAAGGCAACACCGGCAAGUGAGGCUUUGAUCAGAGGAGUUUGGACGAAGUGAAAAUGGGAUUUCACUUUUCCAAUUAUCAUGGCAAAAAAGAAGAUUACAGUCGACGUAUGAGUAUUAUAGCGUUUUUCGCACCUUCAUUGAACUUGAAGCUCAGAAAAUGAGCAGUUUUUAUCAAGAUACUAAUAGUCGUUUAUUAGCUAACGCUGCCGAAUAGCUGCCCGGUAGCAAUAGGGAAUGUCAGGUAGAAUAGCAAUGGUAUCCAAAUACCUUCUGAUACCGCCUCUAAGGUAUUUGUAUGGUACCUGUUAGCUAAUAAACGACCCGAUUGAUUUCGAAGUAGGUACCCUGUAGUUACAUUUAUUAUCUCUUCCUGAUCGACCUGUGUUCAAUUCAUUUCCCCCUCCCUAGGUUCCUGCAGCGCUACUUGGCGAGGAACGCAGCAGAACGUCGCGGAGUUCUCCGUCGUCUUUUCGCCUGCCACCUGGGCAGCGGUCAUUCCAGUCCCUACGUCGCCAAGUCGAUCCCUUCCGAAAACUUCCACAGAGGCAAUCCUCUGAUGCGAAGUGUCCGCGCGGCCAAAAAACGAAUUCAGCACUCGAUCGGAGUCCUCCGAAGGCGUGGAAGUGUGGAAAAUGUUCGUUUUUUUUUUUCGACUAUUCGUGUAGGAUUUUGAGAUUCAUGGCAAUAGUUUUAACGAUUUAUUUACGUUUUAAGAAAAUAAUUCCAACAAAGACUUGUAACCCGAGAGGAAUUUAUAUGAUCAAUAUGUUUCCCAUUUUCGAAACCAACUAAUGAUUAUAUAAUUUAAAAAUCUUGCGUUAAAAAAAGUGUUAAAAGUUUUCUUCUCGAAAAUCAGCUCAGGAGUAGUUUUUUUUUUUCCGCUUUUUUUUUCCGCUCCACUCUAAGAGAAAAAAAGUUUAAAAUAAUUUCCGUUUUUGCGACUCGAAAGAGCUUCUCUGCGCCCUUCUCGUCUCUCGGCGACUCUCUCAUUUUUACGUGCCGUUUUCUGUUUCUUUGACCUCGUCGAUGAUGGAACAAAGACACGCAGACAAUUGAAAACUUUCAAGUCGCGGCGAAAAAAUUUUAGCUAGACUUAAAAAACUUUUUUUUUUGGAGGCUAACCUUAGUUCUGCAGAUCCUGGAUGACGUGCCAACAUCGGAAGGCGUUCGCACCUUGCCAACCCCAUCAAGACCGGCAGAAAAACCGAAAAAUGCAGUUUCCACUACGAAUAUCCCGAUUCCCGACCGAAGAGCCAUCGAAAAAGAAGACAAAGAGGCGCGGAAACGGUCCCAGACCACGAACGUCUUGGAUUCUCUGCCCCAAGUACCUCACGAGAGAAGAUCUCAGACGCCGGAGCCGUUCCGGAGACCGGCAGCAAGUGAUCAGCGCAAUCACAGGUUACUAAGUUUGGAUAGUUGGGAAAUUUAUGAAAAGAAGCUUGAUUCGUAUAAUGAUAAAGCCCAUGAGUGUAUUUUCAAGUAUAAAUAUGAAUCUGCGCCCUUAGAAAGAUCAUAUUCGAAAUAUUUCAAUUUUUUUGUUUUUAUAAAAAGUUUUACGAGGAGAUAGUUUCAUUUUUCAUUUUUCCCUGAAGAUUGUCUUUGAAGUUAAUUUUGAGCUUUGAUAAAAUUUUAAACGAAAAGGAGAUCAAAAUUGAGUUCUGAAAGUUUUUUUUGCUUGAAAAUCAAUUUCUGACGUGUCGAAUCCUUUUUACCUUCAGCGACUUCAAGAACUAACGAGUUGAAAUUUUUUAAUGAGAAAAAUCAGAAUUUUCGAAGUUUGCUGCGAAAGAUGUGUAUACAAAAGCUGAACGUGUAUAACUUUUUGCUUUAAGAUCAAAGACGCCGGAUGGAGGCCUCGGAAGAAGUUCUUGGCAAAAUGCUGCCAAGGCUGUAGAAACUCCAAAAAGCCGCCGGACCAAGACCGAACCGUCGGCGCCGCCGCUCACUCCUGAAGUCAGUCGCAAGGAAAAUAAAACUCCAGCGACUGGGAGAAAGGCACAAAAGUCGAGGCAGAACAGCGAAUCUGGUAGGGUUUUGCAAAAUUUUGGGGGUAUUUUGCGAUCAUUAAAGGUAGAAAAUGACAAGAAUGGGAUGUGUAUCAAAAGAAAAAAAAAAUCGGUAAGAAAAUUAUUUUUUAGGAGAAGCAUAAUGAUAUUUGAAUUGUGUAACUUCUAUAGCUUAUUACUUCAUUUGAAGGUGGUAUGAAAAAAACACCAGCGAAAAUUCAAACGGCGACUUUUCCGAUUUUUUCAUAUCGCUAGGGAACUUUCCGACGGCCACCUUUCCGACGAAACUUUUUUUCCGACUUUUUUUCCCUUAUGCUUUUCGGUUUAUAAAAACAUCUAUGAACAUUUUUUUCCUAUUUCUUUGUGUUUUUAAUUAUGAACAAACUACCUACUUUAUAUAGGAAGAUGUUAAACGAAGAGUUUAUCGAGAAAAAAAAGUCGGAAAAAGUUUCGUCGGAAAGGUGGCCGUCGGAAAGUUCCCUAGCGAUAUGAAAAAAUCGGAAAAGUCGCCGUUUGAUUUUUCGCCGGUGUUUUUUUCAUACCACCCAUUUGAAUGAUUCCAGAGAUUGAAGACGAGAGAAAUAGUACAGCUCAUAGUAUAUACGCGACGGCGGAAGAAAGUUUCGACCUUGAUGAGUUGAAUAAAAGAGUUGGAAAAGUGAGGAAAUGUCUUGAAGUCGAAAAUAACGGAGCUGAGCUCAGAUAAAAUUGAGCGCUCGAGGGGAAACGCCGCCAAUCGUCGACAAUGUCUUCGUGGAUGACGGCGAAAUGCGCAAAAUCAAAAGGUUAAAAAGUAGAAAAAACAUUUUAAAAAGAAACUUUUCUAGAAUGGGAAACGUCGAAUUUCGAAACGAAUUGAAAAAAGCUGGCAUUUUGGCAGGCCCGAUUUGUGUCAGGUAAAACUAGCAAAAAAAUUAACGCAUUUGAAGGGAAAUUUGCAGGACAAGACAUAUGUACGAGAAAAAGUUAUUGGAAACCAGAAGAAAAUUGAAUGAGGAAGAAGUCGUUCAGAUUCUGACUGUUGGAAAGGUUAGUUAGCGCCAAAAAAAAAUCUUGUCUUCGUUCUUUUAUUGAUAAUUUUUUAGAGAUUUUUUCGACGUUUUUCUGCGCGCUAGCUCAAAUUAAAAAAACAUUUUAGUCAAUGUUAUAUAAUAUUUUCCACAAGAUGGGAAGCCUGGGAACGAAGUAGAAACACAAAAUUAGUUUUUUGUUUUGAAAAAUUGAAUAAAAAUUUCGGUACUAUGUGAGUCCAAAACUGAGCCUGACCUCGAGCGACUUUGUCCAAUAAAACCCGAUGCGAUGACGCGCAGCUCGCUUUUUGUCGGAUGCAGGACAACGCGCAAGUCUUGGGCCUUAUUUGCGUUUCAAAUUGUGGGAAACGGGGUUUAUUGGAUCCUAAAAGGAAAUUCAUUUUUCUUUGCCGCUGGGAUUUUCCGGAGAAUUGGCCGGAGAAUUCUUUGAUCUGCCAGUAGAAGUCUCUGGAAGUCUUAACCUCCACAACUUACUAUUUUUCGAGAAAUAAAGACUCAAAGCCCUAAGAUAGCCUAGUAUAACGAGUUCUUAGGGUUUUCAUCGACUUUCAGGUUUAUUUUCUCAAAAACUAGAAAUUUGUGCAGACGGAGACUUUCUGAAUAUUUACGUCAAGGAGUUUUCUGGUCAAGUUUGAAGAAAUUCCCAACCACAAAGUGAACUGAUCUCCUUGUUAGAAAGUAUUAAAACUUCGUGGAGAAUGUUCAUUUCAAAAUGCAACUCACCAUAAAACUAGUACAGAAGCUCGCAAACCGCCGCUUUUUCCAGAAAUUCUCGAAUCAACUCGAAACUUUUAUGCGAACUGGCACGAUUCCAACGGAAAGCUGGUCCAAGGUCAAUGGACUCGAUAAAAAAGUUUGAAAAACAGGAUAAACUUGGAAAAUUCUUUUCUUUUCAAGAUCAGAAGUGAGUACGAAAAGGACGGCGUCACCUCGUUUUGUUACCUUCUCAUGGACCCGAAAAUUCUCGGAAAAUCCACUGAAAACGUGACUUUCGAAAAGUUUGUCACUUCUAUUUUCUACGUCGGGAAAGGCACCAAGGUUGGUUUUUCAUUCUUCCUGAAAGAUAUUUUCAACUUUUUUUUUUGGAAUUCGUUUUUUUAUCUUUGAAAAAAUCAAAAUAAACUAAAUUUUCAAGCUCCGCCCUCUCCAACAUUUGCAAGACGUGAAAAAGAAGCGGGAGAUCAACUCUCCCGAUUUGGUUUGAUUUAUGUGGAAGAUUGGGGGAAAAUUAACUUUUUUUCAGAUCACAAAUGAGAAAUACAAAAGGAUCGAUGAAAUCUGGACACGUGGAGAUGGCGUCGCCCGACAUGAAAUCGGUAUUUUUUGAAAAAGUUGAAUGCUAAAAUAAUAUUUUAGAUUAAUGGAUUAAUUGAUUUUCUGAGAAUAAAGGUAGAAACCAGGCUUUUCGUGGAUCAAACGGGGGAAAAUCUUCAAUUUCCUUUUUUAGGAGAACCUAAUACACUCCCUAUAGGGUCCACUAAAAUUCAAACUCCCUAUAGGACCCACUUCAGCUUUUCCAGUAAGCUAGUCAAUUUUUUGAAGGUCAUGGAAUAUCGAGCGAUGAAGCUCUGGUCCGUGAAGCGGCGCUUCUCGAUGCGAUUCGUCUCGAGAAUCUCACCAAUAUCAGGGUUUGCGCCUUUAAUUAGAGCCUUUUGAAACUGGAUUUCUCCGCUUCUUCAGGGAGGAGAUUGGCGCGGAUCUUCGAAAACCUGGAAUGCGGUCGUCAGAGCAGAAUAUGGCGUUCAUUUGUUACAGAAGUUAGUUUUUCUAUAAAUAAAUAAAUUGUGUAAUAAAAAGCUGGCUCAAAAAAUUGAAAAAAGAUGUCUUGACAAGAUUUGAAGAGUAUAAGGCUUAGUUGGCAGAGAGGACAAACAUUUAGACGUAUUUUCAGGCCCGAGCUAUUUUUGAAUAGGCUAUAUUAUACGUGAUUUAAAAAAAUUGUUUGAACUGCAAAGGUUUUUUCAGCGCCCUGACAACAUUAAAGGCCGAAGGUAUACGGUUGGUUCACGAGGAUACGGUACCCGAGAUGACGUAUCCGCCCAAUGUCAACGUCCGUCGUGGACCCAGAACUCCCAAAUAA
Caenorhabditis auriculariae is the source of this 5654-nucleotide messenger RNA. Lineage: Eukaryota; Metazoa; Nematoda; Chromadorea; Rhabditida; Rhabditidae. The record is from the annotation of a GenBank genome assembly.